Molecule: messenger RNA, 1106 nt
Organism: Oppia nitens
Lineage: Eukaryota; Metazoa; Arthropoda; Arachnida; Sarcoptiformes; Oppiidae
Product: transmembrane protein 185A-like
Exons: 3
Coding region: 7-1068 (353 amino acids)
Source: RefSeq, a predicted model, not a curated record
AUUGUUAUGAAUUUUCAACGACUGUUUCAAGAUUUUAAUUCAAGCAAAUUUAUCGUAUAUUUAUGUUUAUUGAUAUUUUCAAUACUAUUUGCCUUACGUCUGGACAACACAAUAACCAUCUCUUUUUGGAUUGUCUUCACUCCCCUCUGGUUCUGGAAAUGUCUUGUUAUAACGGGAGCCAUCAUUGGGACAGUUGUGUGGAUUCGUAAUCCGGAGUAUCGAUUGUCUGACAGUUCAUACAUCCACUUCAAGUCAAUGCUGAUCAGUCUUUCGCUUCAAUUAUUGUUAUUAAUGUUUGAGUUAUUAGUUUGUGAUAAACUGGAGUCCGGAAGACAUUACUGGAUAUUAGCCUUUAUUCCUCUGGUCUUCAUAUCAUUGUUAUCGAUAGCGGUGUGCAUUUGGUCGCUCAAGAAUGACAGGGCCUUUGAGAUGGAACUCUUUUGUUCAGUAAAUAUAUUGCAGUUUAUAUUUAUCGCAUUACGUAUGGAUCGGUUUAUCACCUGGUCUUGGGUUUUGGUUUUGGUGCCUCUUUGGAUACUUCUAUGCCUCGCUAUUAUUGGUGUCCUCUACGCACUCAUCUUCGCAGCCAUACUUCUGCGGACACCUGAAAUAGCUGCCGAACAGCGCCGAGCGAGUCUUCAUUCAGCCAUUUCUUAUUCACUCAUUGUGUUACCACUUCUGGUCUUUUUAGUACUUUUAUCCAAUAAACUGGAUUCACUUCAAAACUCCAGUUCACCACAAAUGAACUAUUUUUCCACUUGUAUUCCCCUAUAUUUCACUUUUGCUAUAUUAUUAUGUCUAUCAUUUGGCAAUAAAGGGGGAAAUUUAUGGUGGUUCGGAAUGCGUAAAGAUUUUUGUUCAUUCCUGCUGUCCAUCUGUCCGUGUCUUAGAGUUUAUGGCAAUAUAUCUUAUAAUUUACAUUUCAAUACAAACAUCGCAUCGACCGCUCAUCAAAAUGACGGCUCAAAUGAUAUGACAAACAUCACAACCCAGACAUCCAAGAGUGUCAUCACUCGACAGCCAAAAAAGUUUAUUAUACCUCAUGUGAGCAUUGAGUCUCCCGAUUGAUUGAUUUAACGCAACAACAACUGUCCCAUUAUUUUGAU